This is a messenger RNA of [Torrubiella] hemipterigena, 2192 nucleotides long. NCBI's taxonomy places the organism in Eukaryota, Fungi, Ascomycota, Sordariomycetes, Hypocreales, Clavicipitaceae. The record is from the annotation of a GenBank genome assembly.
GACCCACGCUGCACGACGGAGCAUAUAAUUGAACCACCAUCCUUGUGCAUUCUGUAGUGAGUCUGGCAAAACUCACUUUCAUACUCUACGCAUACGAUUGAGUGCAUUGCGUAUUGGAAAUCAUGAGCGGAAAUCGAGAUUGGAAACGGGAAGAGGAGGAAGAGGACGAGAAUGACCAAGAAAUCGAUGAAACUAGCUACAAAGCGCAAAAGGAUGCCAUCCUUGUUGCAAUUGAAGUUAGCGACAAAAUGCUUGAGCCACCCCCGCCAUCUGACUCCAAAAAAGCAGACCGUGACAGCGCCGUUCAAGCCGCGCUUAAGUGCGCAUAUAGCUUGAUGGAGCAGCGCAUUAUUUCCAACCCCAAAGAUAUGAUGGGAAUUCUGCUCUUUGGAACGGAAAAGUCAAAGUUUCAUGAGGAUGCAGGUAGCGGGGCUCUGGGAUAUCCCCAUUGCUACUUGCUAACUGAUCUCGAUGUGCCUGCUGCCGAGGAUGUUAAGGCGCUAAAGGCACUGGUCGAGGAUGACGAUGACGACGACGUUCUUGUCCCAGCCAAGCAAACCGUGUCAAUGGCGAAUGUUUUAUUUUGUGCCAACCAGAUAUUUACUACAAGAGCAGCAAACUUUGGCAGCAGAAGACUCUUCAUUGUCACUGACAACGACAAUCCACAUUCAGCAGACAAAGCCGCUCGUUCGGCUGCUGCUGUUCGCGCUAAAGAUCUUUAUGACUUGGGUGUUACAAUUGAUCUCUUCCCAAUCUCUCAUGGAGGAUCGCAGUUUGACCUUGCCACAUUUUAUGAUGAUAUUCUUUACCGCGACCCUCUUGCUGAAGCCAAUUCCAUGGAAGUUAGUGUAUCCAAGUCUGGUGACGGUAUUUCGCUGCUAUCGUCUCUCGUCUCCAAUAUCAACUCCAAACAGACACCAAAACGAUCACUCUUUUCUAACCUACCAUUUGAAAUUGCGCCUGGGCUCCAAAUUUCGGUCAAGGGAUACAACAUUCUUCAUAAGCAAGCUCCUGCGCGCACCUGCUACAUCUGGCUCGAUGGACAGAAACCUCAGAUUGCUACCGGAGAGACCACGCGACUUGCCGAGGAUAGUGCCAGGACAGUCGAUAAGGUUGAAUUUAAAAAAGCCUAUAAGUUUGGUGGAGAGUACGUUUAUUUCACACCAGAUGAGCAAAAGUCUUUGAAAGACUUUGGAUCACCUGUAAUCCGGAUCAUUGGCUUUAAGCCCAAGAAGAUGAUUCCGAUUUGGGCCAGUGUCAAAAAAUCGACCUUUAUCUUUCCAAGCGAAGAGGACUAUAUUGGAUCGACACGAGUUUUCACAUCCUUGUGGCAGAAGCUGCUGAAAGAUGAUAAAGUUGCCAUUGCAUGGUGUAUAGUUCGUUCGAAUGCGCAGCCGAUUAUGGCGGCGAUUAUGCCGUCCAAGUCUCAGUCUGACCCAACUUCUGCUACACCAUUCUUGCCAGCUGGACUCUGGUUAUACCCGCUACCUUUUGUUGACGACCUCAGAGAGAUCAAGCCGCCUGGAGCACUUUCGCAGAGCUCAGACACACUGAAGACACAGAUGAGAACUAUUGUUCAACAGCUUCAGCUUCCUAAAGCAAUGUUUAAUCCCUUGAAAUACCCCAAUCCCGCGUUGCAAUGGCACUACAAAAUCUUGCAGGCAUUAGCUCUGGAAGAGGAAGUGCCGGAGAAGGCAGAAGAUGCCACCCUGCCCAAGUUCAAGGCCAUUGCUAAACGUGCGGGCGGUUAUUUCGAAGACUGGGCAUCCACAUUGAAAGGAGAUGCCAAGGAUGCAGUACAUUCACGAGCCACAAAAAGAGAAGCUGAUGAUGAUGACAGCCGUCCGACGAAGCGAAGCAGGUCCGUGACAGCUGACAAGCCAGGAGGAUCAAUAGGCGUAAAGGAACUGAGAGAAGCUAUCGACAACGGGAAGAUAGCAUCUUUCAAGGUUGCGCAGCUCAAGGAGAUUGCUGAAAGUAAGGGCCUGGGAUCCGGCGGCAGGAAGGCUGACAUUAUUGAACGAAUUGAGCAAUGGGUUGAUGAGAAUUCGUGAACGAGCGGUGUUGUGUAGUUGGAUGGGGCUCGACUGUAUGAAUUAGCUAUUUGCACAUAACGAAAUAUUGUAUCUUUUUACGGCGUUAAUAACUGCACUGAUUCUAACAGAGAUCAAUGCAAUGAAUUGAACUAAACC